This is a messenger RNA of Cygnus olor (mute swan), 2630 nucleotides long. It is a transcript of the gene C5H14orf39, whose product is annotated as chromosome 5 C14orf39 homolog. Gene Ontology annotation, cellular component: central element. The transcript has 18 exons. Bases 395 to 2161 code for a protein of 588 amino acids. The record is from RefSeq and is a predicted model, not a curated record. NCBI's taxonomy places the organism in Eukaryota, Metazoa, Chordata, Aves, Anseriformes, Anatidae. Gene Ontology annotation, biological process: meiotic DNA double-strand break processing involved in reciprocal meiotic recombination; oogenesis; homologous chromosome pairing at meiosis.
GGCCAGCGUAACGCGUGGCACCAAAAAAAAACUCUAUUUUUUUGCAAGGAAAACGCUCGGGGCCUUGCAGCCCCCUCGCCCGGCCCACCUGCGCGCUCUGCCCGGCAGGUGGAGCAUCCUCAUCGCUUUUCACCCGCUCGUCGCGCCCCGAAGUGGAGGGAAAGGCUGCUCCUUCCCUCACGGCUCGCCGUUCACGGCUUAUUUUCGGGGGAGGAUACCCGCACCGAGGCGAGGAGAGCCGCGCAGCGGCGGCGCUGAGGGGAGGAGGCCGCGGGGACAGGCGGGGGCUGCCCCGCCAUUUUGCAGCCUCACUGGGAGGCAGAGGGGUGAAGCGGUGCUCGCAGCCGCCCCAGAACGGGCCCUUUGCCGGGUACAGGGCUCCUCCCGGGUUUACAUGAUGAGCGACAGACUCUUAAGCAACUUGGAUAAGCUUCUACUCGAGUUUGUUUUCCAGCUAAAGCAAACUUCUUAUGCAAAGGAACACGUUCACCAACAGAUAAAUUUGUAUUCUGUAAAAAUCACAGAAAAAAGGAAUGAAAUUGCUAGGUUGAAGGAAAAUAUAAAUAACAGCAAUGAUGCAAUUGCUGAUUUACGCAAGCAAAAUGAGAAUAGUAAGGACAGCUGUAAUGCCUGGAAGCCCACCUAUGCAAUUCUUAGCAAGCAUGAAGAAUAUUUGAAAAAUGAACUCGAAGUUUUGCAAGAAUCUACAGAAAAUGAGAGGAAAAUGUAUCAAGAUUACAUAAUCCAGUAUAAAGAGAUUUUGAAGCAACACCAUGAAAAGUAUGCAGAAACCGCUCUUGCACAGGAGUGUUACAAAAAAAAGAAGGAGAUUGAAGAAAUCCAAAACAGAAUUCUGAAGCAGUCUGAACAAUAUAAGUUGAAAGAAGACGCUUGCUCGGACAUUCUGGAGCCUGCUCCUUUUAAAUCCCUUAAUGACUGGGCUUUGCAUAUUGCUUCUUUGAGGCAAAAAACACAGGAAAUGUUAAAGCUUGCUGAAGUUGCUACGCAAGAAUCAAUUGAACUAGAAAGAGAAGCAGAGGAAUUAGAAAUGAAAAUUAAUUAUUUUAAAAAGAGAUUUGAAGAGACUACAGAAGAUCAAAAUGAUUCAGAAAUGGUUGAAGGAAAAAAUCUGAAAAGUCUAGAGAAGCCGAAGGAUUUUAAGGAAAGGAUAUUUGAAGAGAGUGAGCAUCCUUCUUUGUUAAAUGAGAAACAUCAACUGUAUAAACCAUUACAUCUUCUGUGCAUUCCUCGGAAAUCAGUCCAGUCUGUACAGACUAUUAGAUUCUCUAUGAAGCGAACAGACAAAGGGAGAGAAGAAAAAGAGAAACGUAUGGAACAUUCAGUUGCUACUAGCAGCUCCUCCAGCCAUGCAGAAAAUCCAUCACGGAUGGUUACGGACACUGCACGGACUAAUAAUCUACAAAUUGCCCAAGUUCCAAUAGGAAGCUUGCAAAACCAAAUGCAAUACAGACAGCUAGUUCCUCCAAAGCAGGUGACUACUAAUCAACAGUUUGAGAGUGAAAAUACAGUAAUAGAAGACCAAGAGGCCAAAUGUGAUGGUAAAGAAGCAGAAGAUGAGCCUAAGGAUUCUUCGUACAUACCUCAAAACAUACAUACCUAUUUUAAGUCAAAUGAAAACAAUCCAGACAGAGCAGAAGAAAGUGCAGAACAUUUUCUAAGAACACCUGAAACACCUGAGUUUGUUGGAACACCUGAUGCAAAGGGGAAGAAAACCCAGUUGUCUAAAACACCUCCAUUUGACUUCAUUCACAACUUAGGUUGUGAAGAAGGAACAUCAAAAUCUCCGGCUUUCUUUUCUCUCAUGAACUUCUCCCAGAAGUCACCUGGGUUUAAUUUGUUUGAUUCUUCUGUGUUUGGGGCAGAAAAUUCAUCUGAUGAGACAGAUGAUAAUUAUCCUGUGGGACACUUGAAUCCCAUGUCCCCACAGAAAGAUUUUGGAAGCUUAUUUGGGAAAUCAGAAAGUGAGGAUGCAUUUGCCUUUCCCUUCCCCUCGGAAUCGACUUCUCAUGCAUUUGGAGAUGGAAAAGAUGACUUUAGUUUUCCGUUUGCAUUUGGACAGGAUCAGAGAUCAUCACAGUCUCCUUCUGUGAAAGGUUUUCAUUCUUCCUUACAAAAUACAAAGCCAUCUGCAUUCUUUUGAAUACCUUUGCGUUCCUUUUAAAUUCUUUUCCUACUUAGCCUUGACAAAUGUUUUCAGUUUCUUAAGUUAAAGUACAAAGCAUUUCAUCUUCUCCUUUCAUUUCAUGUAAGAAUACAUUAUUGCAAUUGCUGCAAGAGCAUGUGUAUAUCCAGCAAGCACAUGCUUUGAGAUGCAGCUUUCAUUUUUCUUGUUUAUUUUCUAAAUAUGUUGUUUUCAUAAAAUGUUAUGAUACGCUUUCCCUAAAUUGGCACUUACAAGCAGCAGAAAUACUAUUUUAAAAUAGCAUGUUGAGUUAAUUCAAUAUCUUUGAGAGAGCAUCUAAAGAGUACUUCUAGAUGAGUACUUUCAGUCUCUGAUAUGAAAUAAAAGAAAGUGUUAGUAAAAGUAACUUUAUUGUACCAGACAAAGCUGAAUUUGAGUUACAGUGUUCUUAAGUUCGUUAUCUGUUAUAAAAAUUUUGAAAUAAAUG